Colletotrichum abscissum is the source of this 102-nucleotide messenger RNA. RefSeq lists its product as uncharacterized. Lineage: Eukaryota; Fungi; Ascomycota; Sordariomycetes; Glomerellales; Glomerellaceae. The record is from RefSeq and is a predicted model, not a curated record. The transcript has a single exon. Bases 1 to 102 code for a protein of 33 amino acids.
AUGUGGAAGCCUCGGGGGGUUACAUACACUGCCGCCUCCCUCGACACCAGCGGCGUCGACGCCGUCCAGGUUCGCGGCUUCGUGAAGCACCCCUUGGCCUGA